AUGCCGUACCACAGCCGUCCUUCGUGCAUCGAAGACUCGCUCGCGGAUCUCGAACUAUUGGACUCCCUUAUCGCCCCGGACCUCCCUGACGCGGCAGACUUGCAGAAGAAGCACGGCUAUAAGCGCCGAGACGCAGACCUCGACCCCCUCCUCCUCGGUGCCGCGGCCGCGUACGGGCACGUCACCCGCAACCACUACGCCCACGACCUUUUCCCCGGAGUAGGAGAUCCUCGCUCGGAAGGGGCAUACGACUGGACAAAAUGGCAGCCAGAGAGCGCGGCCGCGCGGAGCGAACGCAGACCUCGUCUCAAGUAUGUUAGCCGCCAGGGGCCACGCUCGCAGAAAGCGCAAACGGAGGCCGGGCGGACAGCGACGGAACCAUUACGGUGCGCAGACAACUUGCCGUUACCUGUUCCCAAGUCGCCAGUCGCCUCCACGUCCAACGCCGCACCCUCCCACCUCCCGCCAACCCCAGCCCUUGAGGUGAAAUGCAUGGCGCGCACCCGUGUCCCCACCCCACACGGCCCCAUCUUCCUCCACCUAUACCACAACAACCGCGACAACAAGGAGCAUCUGGCCAUCGUUGUCGACCCCGCGCAGCUCCAGGAUGAAACACCCAUCGUUCCCCCCAUUCGCAGUCGCACCCUGGACGCAAUCUGGUCGGACUCGGAGACAGAGAUGGACCGCAUAACGCGCGGCGCGUACGUGGGCCGUCUCUCGGCCAGCUCCCAGCGACCAUCGCGUCCACUCGCCGGAAACACCCCCGCGCAAUCAAACACCAUCCCUUCCCCGUUAAUUCGCAUACACUCGGAGUGCUUCACUGGCGAAACCAUCGGCAGCAUGCGCUGUGACUGCGGCGAGCAGCUCGACGAAGCCAUCCGGCAGCUCGCCCAGCCCAUCGCGCUCCCCUCGCCCGAAGAUCCUGCCCGCACUAUCUCCAUCCCCGGGCGCGGCGCGGUCAUCUACAUGCGCCAGGAAGGCCGGGGCAUUGGUCUGCUUUCCAAGAUCCGCGCUUACAACCUCCAGGACCUCGGGCACGACACGGUCACUGCGAACCUCAUGCUGGGCCACGGCGCGGACGAACGCGGGUACGCGAUCGCGGGUGCCAUCCUGCGCGACUUGGGCCUCGGGGCUGACGGGUCCGAGGGCGUGCGGAUCUUGACGAACAACCCCGACAAGAUGCGCGCGCUGGAGGGGGAGGGCAUCCGGAUCGUAGAGCGCGUCCCGAUGGUCCCGCGCUCGUGGCAGCGUCGCCAGCAACACAAGCUGGGCGACCUGGCGGCGUCGCACGGGGACGAGGGGGAGCGCGGGAUGGGUGCGACGAUGAUUGGCGCGGGCGAAGUGUAUGGGGAGGACCUGGACAAGUAUUUGCGGACGAAAGUACUGCGCAUGGGGCACAUGCUGCCUUUACUCUCGGAUACCGCAGACGUAUAA
This is a messenger RNA of Epithele typhae, 1434 nucleotides long. RefSeq names its product GTP cyclohydrolase II-domain-containing protein. The coding region runs from base 1 to 1434 and encodes 477 amino acids. The transcript has a single exon. NCBI's taxonomy places the organism in Eukaryota, Fungi, Basidiomycota, Agaricomycetes, Polyporales, Epitheliaceae. The record is from RefSeq and is a predicted model, not a curated record. Gene Ontology annotation, biological process: riboflavin biosynthetic process. Gene Ontology annotation, molecular function: GTP cyclohydrolase II activity.